CAAAAGAGCAAUUUCAGAGCGUUUGUGUGAUUUGAGACAGAGUGAUAUUCUUAUAACGAUAAAAAGUCAAGGAGCUUGAUAUUUCUGCGAUAUCGGGGAAGAGUUCACCGCUCACCUUUUUCGGUUAUCGAGAAUUAUCGAAGGCAGAGAGGCAUAGCGGAUCGACAGGAGCGAAAAUGGUGGAGAAAAUUUUGGAGGAACGGGAGGACGAGCGCAGUCAAGAGGCUACGCAAGGAGAUGCAGGAUCAAGAGAAAUCAGCUCAACGGGAGAGUCGCUAAGCGCUAUGCAGGCUCGCAAGGAGGAGGCAAGGCGCAAAAGACGCAAGAAGAAGCGCUCGUCGGGUUCGUCCCUCGUCUCAUCAUGCUUCCAAGAACUGUAUAAGCUGACGGGCGAGGUGCUAGGCGAGGGGGCCUAUGCCUCGGUGCAGACGUGCACCUCCCUCUACACGGAUCUCGAGUACGCGGUGAAAAUCAUCGACAAAAUACCGGAACACGCGCGUGAGCGUGUUUUUAAGGAGGUCGAGACGUUUCAUCAUUGCCAAGGCCACCCCAACAUCAUCCAGCUGAUCGAGUUCUUCGAGGACGACGAGCGGUUCUACCUCGUGUUCGAGAAGGUCAAUGGCGGCCAGCUGCUCAACCGCAUCGAGGAGCGGGUGCACUUUAGCGAACGCGAGGCCAGUGAAAUCAUCAGCGACAUCGCCAGUGCCCUCAAGUUUCUUCACAAGAAAGGUAUCGCCCAUCGCGACUUAAAGCCGGAGAAUAUCCUGUGCGUGUACCCCGAUAAGCUGACUCCCGUGAAGAUCUGCGACUUCGACCUCGGCUCGGGUAUCAAGUUCAACAAUACGGCCUCCUCGCCCUUGGCGACGCCCCAGCUUCUCACACCCGUGGGCAGCGCCGAGUUUAUGGCGCCGGAAGUCGUCGAGGCCUUCAUCGGCGAAGCCAAUUACUACGACAAGCGCUGCGACCUCUGGAGCCUUGGAGUCAUCAUGUACAUUCUCCUCUGUGGUUAUCCGCCUUUCUACGGAAACUGCGGCAACAGCUGCGGCUGGGAGCGCGGCGAGAACUGUCGCGGCUGCCAGCAGCUCCUCUUCAUCAGCAUCCAGCGUGGCCACUACGAAUUCCCCGACUCCAAUUGGGCCAGCAUCUCCGAGGAGGCCAAGGAUCUCAUUAGCGGCUUGCUGGUAAAACAAGCGAAUCACCGUCUGAGCGCCGAGUGCGUCUUGGCUCAUCCCUGGAUCAACCCGGGUCCGGCUGCCGGCGAGGUCGCCGAUAAGCCGCUGACCACUCCCCAAAUCAUCAGGAGAAACAACUCGGCGCGUGAAUUAUCGGCGUUUGCCGAGUCCGCGAUGGCGGUGAACCGCGUCGUCCUGCAGCACUUCUCCGUGAAUCUCGAGGAGCUUUUGGAGAAUCGCGAGCAGCGCCUAUCCACCUCCUCGACCGACGACGACAACUAUCCGUACGGGCAUAUGUCGGACUCGAAGAGCGAGCUUUCCGAGAGCCACUCCUCGAGCGAGUUCCACGAGCAGCCUGGAGGCCGCCCCAAGAACGAGAAGAGCGAGUCCUCGGACAAAAUCGGCAUUGUCGGCAAGUCGCGACUCGUCGUUGGCAAGGAGUCGCUCAAUUUAUUUGGCCUCUCCCCACCUAGCGAGAGUCGCCUCAUGCAGCGGCGGCUCAAGGCUCGCUCGGACCUGCUACAGAGCCAGAGUGCGCCCAUCGUCGCCUCACCAAGUGGCUGAGUUAGUUUAGGCCAACGGAUCGCAUGUUUCGGGCGACUUUGCGUCGUCCCUGUUGCUGCCGUAUCUGGAGCAGCUUUCUACCACCCCGACGUUCGCCAUGCUUUUGAACGCUGUUGUAGCUGCUGUUGCUGCUGUCGUCACCACCGUCGCCGUUG
This is a messenger RNA of Ceratosolen solmsi marchali, 1891 nucleotides long. Its product is annotated as MAP kinase-interacting serine/threonine-protein kinase 1. Gene Ontology annotation, biological process: protein phosphorylation. Gene Ontology annotation, molecular function: protein kinase activity; ATP binding. The record is from RefSeq and is a predicted model, not a curated record. The transcript is spliced from 5 exons. NCBI's taxonomy places the organism in Eukaryota, Metazoa, Arthropoda, Insecta, Hymenoptera, Agaonidae. Bases 177 to 1736 code for a protein of 519 amino acids.